CACGGGCUCGCGGCUCCGCCCCGGGGGCGCGCUGGGGGGGUGGGAGCCCGGAGUUUUCCAGCGGGCGGCUCCUCCUCCCGACGCGCCCUGAAGGCUGAGGAGCCGGUGGGUCUCGAGCGCCCGGAGUGCCCCGAGAGCGGGAGUGGGACGUAACUCGAGGCCGGUCCGAGGUGCCGCGCCUGGGACGCCCGCAGAGAGAGCCGCCGCAGCCCGCGUCCCCGUUCGCCCCUCGCGGUCCCCCACCCGGUGGCCGGUGGCCAGAUCUAACCAUGAGCUACCCAGGCUACCCCCCGCCCCCAGGCGGCUACCCGCCAGCUGCACCAGGUGGUGGUGCCUGGGGAGGUGCUGGCUACCCACCGCCCAACAUGCCCCCCAUCGGGCUGGAUAACGUGGCCAACUAUGCAGGGCAGUUCAACCAGGACUACCUCUCGGGAAUGGCUUCCAACCUGUCCGGGACAUUCGGAGGAGCCAACGUGCCAAAUCUGUACCCAGGGGCCCCUGGGGGUGGUUACCCUCCCGUCCCCCCGGGGGGUUUCGGGCAGCCCCCUUCUGCCCAGCAGCCUGUUCCUCCAUAUGGAAUGUACCCGCCCCCUGGAGGAAACCCACCCUCCGGGAUGCCUUCAUAUCCACCAUACCCAGGGGCCCUUGUGCCAGGCCAGCCCAUGCCGCCCCCUGGGCAGCAGCCCCCGGGGGCCUACCCUGGGCAGCCACCCAUGACCUAUCCUGGGCAGUCACCAGUGCCACCUCCAGGGCAGCAGCCAAUGCCACCUCCGGGGCAGCAGCCGGUGCCAAGCUACCCAGGGUACUCGGGGUCCGGGACUGUCACCCCUGCUGUGCCCCCAGCCCAGUUUGGAAAGCGAGGCACCAUCACAGAUGCCCCUGGUUUUGACCCCCUGCGAGACGCUGAGGUCCUGCGGAAGGCCAUGAAGGGCUUUGGGACUGACGAGCAAGCCAUUAUUGACUGCCUGGGGAGUCGUUCCAACAAGCAGCGGCAGCAGAUCCUCCUGUCCUUCAAGACAGCUUAUGGGAAGGAUUUGAUCAAAGAUCUGAAAUCUGAACUGUCAGGAAACUUUGAGAAGACAAUCUUGGCCCUGAUGAAGACCCCAGUUCUCUUUGAUGCUUCUGAGAUAAAGGAAGCCAUCAAGGGGGCAGGCACAGAUGAAGCCUGCCUGAUCGAGAUCCUCGCCUCCCGCAGCAACGAGCACAUCCGGGAACUGAACAGAGUCUAUAAGACAGAAUUCAAAAAGACCCUGGAGGAGGCCAUUCGGAGUGACACAUCAGGGCACUUCCAGCGGCUCCUCAUCUCUCUCUCUCAGGGAAACCGGGAUGAAAGCACAAAUGUGGACAUGACGCUUGUCCAGAGAGAUGUGCAGGAGCUCUAUGCAGCUGGAGAGAACCGCCUAGGAACAGAUGAGUCCAAGUUCAAUGCAGUUCUGUGCUCCCGGAGCCGGGCCCACCUGGUGGCAGUUUUCAAUGAGUAUCAGCGAAUGACAAGCCGUGACAUUGAGAAGAGCAUCUGCCGGGAGAUGUCCGGGGACCUGGAGCAGGGCAUGCUGGCCGUGGUGAAAUGUCUUAAGAAUACCCCAGCUUUCUUUGCUGAAAGGCUCAACAAGGCCAUGAGGGGAGCAGGAACCAAGGACCGGACCCUGAUCCGCAUCAUGGUGUCUCGCAGCGAGGUCGACCUCUUGGACAUCAGAGCGGAGUAUAAGCGGCUGUAUGGCAAGUCGCUGUACCAUGACAUCACGGGAGACACUUCAGGGGACUACCGGAAGAUUCUGCUGAAGAUCUGUGGUGGCAACGACUGAGCGGUGACUGGUGGGUCACUUCCGUCCACCUGCUGGCAACAGCGAUGCCAGGAAAAGGCCAAAAGAAUGUUUGUCUGUUUCUAACAAAUCCACAAAAUAACCCCCCGGUGUCCCAGUGAGGACCAUCCGUAGAACCUUGGCCUCGUCCUCCACCCACCCUCCUGAUCCGUGUAUUGUGCUUGUGCUGAAGGACCUGGGUUGGUCUUGAACUCUCUCAGGAUGCCUCCUCCCCUCCCCCACUCCUCACAGCCUCUUGCAGCUAAAGUAGAUGUUUUGUUUCCUGACUCAUACAUUCAGUCCCUUUUGCUUGUGGCUGAAACUCUUAGUUUCGUUUUAGUCGUAUAAUUUUGUGUGUUUAUUUGGAGGUUUUUUUUUUAAUAUAUAGUCAUUGCAGACAGAUGCACACACGUCUUUGCUACGUACACAGUUUGGGUGAGACAGGUGGGGGUUGGGGGUGCCAUGUCCUCAAUGAGGAGUAAAAGGGAAAACCUUCAAGGGUACUCUUUGCAUCUGGUGAGAAUGUGUCAUGAGCUUUGUUAUUGCCAAACUCACUCCUUUUUAGAAAAGAAAAAAAAAAAAGGCCAGAAGUCAUCUGUUCCUUCUUUCAUGCAAAACCACAAGAAUAAAGCCAGCUCCCUGCCAGUGACAGGGUUUCUUGUAAUUGAGAAUGUGCCUUAAACUUGAAUGUCGAUGGCCAAAAGCUGUUUCCAAAUUAAAGUCAGCCAGCUCUGGAGCGUUCUGGAAGUGUU
Hippopotamus amphibius kiboko is the source of this 2554-nucleotide messenger RNA. It is a transcript of the gene ANXA11, whose product is annotated as annexin A11. The record is from RefSeq and is a predicted model, not a curated record. The transcript is spliced from 15 exons. NCBI's taxonomy places the organism in Eukaryota, Metazoa, Chordata, Mammalia, Artiodactyla, Hippopotamidae. Gene Ontology annotation, cellular component: cytoplasm. The coding region runs from base 270 to 1805 and encodes 511 amino acids. Gene Ontology annotation, biological process: cytokinetic process; phagocytosis. Gene Ontology annotation, molecular function: calcium ion binding; calcium-dependent phospholipid binding.